UAGAAGAGGAGGAAGCCGGAAGUGCCUCGGCCCGGGUCUGUCUGGGCGUUGCGGGAUUCGGGCCUGGGAUCGCUCGGCCCCGGGCAGCUGAGAAGCCCGUGACGGGCCGGAGUGGCGCCAUUCCUGCCCUGAGGCCUGCUGACCGCCCCGCGUCGGCGACCCAGUACAUUGCUCUCCCUGGGACAGGCAGGCUCUGCGCGCCCCGCGGAGGUCGGCGGCGAUCAGCAGUGACCGCAGAGCGACGGCGGGCGGCCCUGGGCAUGUAUGCCCCGGGAGGCGCUGGGCUGCCUGGCGGGCGCCGGCGGAGGAGCCCGGGAGGCAGCGCUCUGCCCAAGCAGCCGGAGCGUAGUCUGGCUUCGGCCCUGCCUGGUGCCCUGUCCAUCACGGCGUUAUGCACUGCCCUCGCCGAGCCCGCCUGGUUGCACAUCCACGGAGGCACCUGUUCCCGCCAGGAGUUGGGGGUCUCCGACGUGCUGGGCUACGUGCACCCGGACCUGCUGAAAGAUUUCUGCAUGAACCCCCAGACAGUGCUGCUCCUGCGGGUCAUUGCUGCCUUCUGCUUCCUGGGCAUCCUGUGUAGUCUCUCUGCAUUCCUUCUGGAUGUCUUCGGGCCCAAGCAUCCAGCCCUGAAGAUCACCCGGCGCUAUGCCUUUGCCCAUAUCCUCACUGUCCUGCAGUGUGCCACUGUCAUUGGCUUUUCUUACUGGGCUUCUGAACUCAUCCUGGCCCAGCAGCAGCAACAUAAGAAGUACCAUGGCUCCCAGGUCUACGUCACCUUUGCUGUUAGCUUCUACCUGGUGGCAGGAGCUGGUGGAGCCUCAAUCCUGGCCACUGCUGCGAAUCUCCUGCGCCACUACCCUACAGAGGAAGAGGAGCAGGCCCUGGAGCUGCUGUCUGAGAUGGAGGAGAAUGAGCCC
Messenger RNA from Castor canadensis (American beaver), 917 nucleotides. RefSeq names its product transmembrane protein 127 (gene Tmem127). Gene Ontology annotation, biological process: negative regulation of cell population proliferation; negative regulation of TOR signaling. Lineage: Eukaryota; Metazoa; Chordata; Mammalia; Rodentia; Castoridae. The record is from RefSeq and is a predicted model, not a curated record. Gene Ontology annotation, cellular component: membrane.